This is a messenger RNA of Zingiber officinale, 1106 nucleotides long. Its product is annotated as 40S ribosomal protein S4-1. The coding region runs from base 118 to 918 and encodes 266 amino acids. Gene Ontology annotation, molecular function: RNA binding; structural constituent of ribosome. NCBI's taxonomy places the organism in Eukaryota, Viridiplantae, Streptophyta, Magnoliopsida, Zingiberales, Zingiberaceae. The transcript is spliced from 5 exons. Gene Ontology annotation, biological process: translation. The record is from RefSeq and is a predicted model, not a curated record. Gene Ontology annotation, cellular component: ribosome; cytosolic small ribosomal subunit.
CUCAUUUUAGGGUUUUCUCCCAGCUAUAUUAGACACAGAAAGUGUCGUUGCCGAUUUCCCAACAGGUGAGGCGGAACUCUGGAAUUACUCCGAAGCUAGGAGCGAGCAUCCGUUACAAUGGCGAGAGGAUUGAAGAAACAUCUGAAACGGCUCAAUGCCCCCAAGCAUUGGAUGUUGGACAAGCUUGGUGGGGCUUUUGCUCCCAAGCCAUCAUCUGGCCCACAUAAAUCAAGGGAAUGUUUACCCUUGAUACUUAUUUUGAGAAACAAGCUGAAAUAUGCUCUUGUAUACCGUGAAGCCAUUGCUAUAUUGAUGCAACGCCAUAUAAUGGUUGAUGGAAAGGUUAGGACUGAUAAGACAUAUCCAGCUGGUUUCAUGGAUGUUGUGUCAAUUCCUAAGACUAAUGAGAACUUCCGUCUCCUUUAUGACACCAAGGGACGCUUCCGUCUCCAUUCUGUUAGGGAUGAAGAAGCUAAGUUCAAGCUAUGCAAGGUUAGAUCUGUCCGAUUUGGACACAAGGGCAUUCCCUAUUUGAACACCUAUGAUGGUCGCACCAUCCGCUACCCAGACCCACUUAUCAAGGCCAAUGACACCAUCAAAUUUGACUUGGAGACCAACAAGAUCGUAGACUUCAUUAAGUUUGAUGUUGGGAACGUUGUGAUGGUGACUGGUGGGCGAAAUACUGGCCGUGUUGGUGUGCUCAAGAACAGGGAGAAGCACAAGGGAAGCUUUGAGACGGUUCACAUCCAAGAUGCCACUGGGCAUGAGUUUGCGACUCGCCUCGGAAAUGUGUUCACCAUUGGGAAAGGAACAAAGCCGUGGAUAUCUCUUCCCAAAGGCAAGGGUAUCAAGCUAAGCAUCAUUGAGGAGGCAAGAAAGCGCUUGGCCGCUACUGCUGGAACUGCUGCCACUGCUUAGUUCUCAUUUCUACAAUUACCUGAAUUUGCUUCCUUAGUUUAUGCUAUCUUAUUAUGCUAUCUAUCUAUCUGGUUUAUGGAGUUUGAGAACAAGAGUAUGUUAUUUCAUAGAACAUUUGACGCAAGUUGACAAUUAGCGUUUGCUGGUUCUCACAAUCGAAUUCUAUAUUAUUGCUUUGCUUCUAUUAA